CUUCUCCUAAAUGUAUAAUAAUGAUAAUGUUAUUUAGAAAUAUUAAUGCGUCUGUGGUCACUUUUCCCUAUGGUGUGUUAACAACCGACUAACAGUUGUGUGGGGUUCUUUUCUUCUUUAAUUAUAAAUGUGCAUUACUACACUAUCUUGGGUUUAGUUACCUUAGCUAGCUAAAAGGCGCGUGUAAGCGGUUUAUUUUACUGUAAGUUGCCAAGCUGAAUUUUACACAAACUUUUUGGUACAGUCGCUAAUCUAAGCAUUUACCAAAUAUUGGCUAGUGAAUAUGGACGUUGUGUUCUAUCAGAGCUGUCAGUAUUUUCAAACAUAUGUUCUAAAAAGUUAAACCGAGUGUCGUCUUGUGUUGACAUCUAUCACAGAAAAUGGUACACCUUUGACUGACAGUUUUGUAGCCGAUGACAUGUUGUAAACUUUGUAAAUUCACUUUCCCCCAGAAGUGGUGAAAGCUACACGGUGCUUGAUUUACCAACGUAGUGUGUUAAGUUUGUGCAUUUAUCUGACCUUUGGCGUGGCUGUUGGUUUACUGACAUACAACAUCCACAGCAUAAUGUUUGCACAAGUGUCUUAUCUGGGAUCCUAGCAUAUCUUUAUGUCAGAAAGAAGUUUUGAUCUGUCUAGAUCAUCAGCAAAAUGCUUUAAGAGUAGCCCGUGCAUAUUCUUAGAUAUUGGAAGGAGAGGAACUGACCAUUUAACAUUAACUUAACACUAAUUGUUUUCAACUCUCUUCUAAAUAAACCAUGUAUGAUUUAUGCUUCCUGUGUUGUAGCAAUGUCAUCUAAACGGAAGACAGAUUAUGUGCAAUCUUGUGUCCAUCAUAAAUUACUGUGUUUUGAGUGUUAGUGGAGAUACUUAGGCACAUUUUCAGUGUAGUUCUCAAGAGUAACAUUUGUAUACAAUUGUGGUAUUUCAGACAAUGCAAACAAACUGCAAAUGUUUUAUUUGCAUCUCCUCUCCCCUGGUAAUCAUCCCUCCCCUUCGAGUACACAGAAACCCUCCUCACAUGACACCAUCCUGUUUUUUUUACCAUCACACAUCCUGGUACACAUCGGCACUUUUAGCAGUGGCAUCACCAUCAAACAUUUUUUUAAACAUGCCUCCUCUUAAUAAAAAGUCUGGGACACUGCUUGUGCUGCGUAAAGCUAGGGAUUUAAGUUUUACCUUGCCUAGAAUAUUAACAAUUUGUAUAGAAUUGUAAACUAACUUUCCUUCAUGUCCUUCAAACAGUUGAAAGGUUGUCUAAAGUGUAGACAUGCCUGACACCUCAUCACAGCAGCUGUAAAAUAUGUGUACAGUCACAGCGUUGUUUUGCACCUUGUGUUUGACAAGGGAGGACCUGUAGCUCUACUCCUCAUGACUCCAAGGAAAACCAACAGAGGAAUUCCCCAAAUGAUACACUAAAAAGUCAACAUAACACUCCAACGCACUCCAACUCCCCACCUUCACUUGUCGGCCUCGGUGCAGAAUGUCUAAAUGGCUGAAUGAUGGGGAGGUACUGGUGGGUCAAGGCAGUGGGGAGGCAGUAGCCGUUAGCCCCAGACCCCGAGGCCUACCACCUGGGAGCACCAGACCGGGCCGGGGUGCACGCAGUCCGCUGACUUCCCCAAGAUCCAGAGAGGCGGUGCCAUUAAGCCCGCUGGCAGAGACCAGGUGCAAGGCCAAGGAGCUGUUUGUGCUGUGUGACAAGGAGGGGAAAGGGUUCAUCACACAGCGGGAUAUGCAGAGGCUACAAGGGGAGUUGCCUCUGUCCCCCGAACAGCUGGAGACCGUUUUUGAGAGUCUGGACAGAGAGAGCAAUGGAUUCCUUACUCCUGUUGAGUUUAACACAGGAUUUGGUGAGUUUGUGGGGCUGGAUGAUACGACUGAGCUGAGUCAAGACGAAACAGAAGCAGACACAGAGCAGGUGGACUGGUCCCAGGACCCCUCUGCAGUCAGACUGGUUAACAUACUGACGGAGUUGGGCGCUGACAAAGUCUUUAAAGAUCAGCAGGAGCUCUCGUUUGUGUGGUGUGAACUUCAGAGAGAACGACCGGAGCUGCUGAGCGUCCUGGAGGGCGUCCUGAUCUACGCAGUGUCCUACCUGCAGGACUCCAUCAGAGAGAGAGACAGUCUUGAACAAGCUCUACGCAGACGGGAGAUUGAACAUGACCAGGUUGUUCAGUCCAUAUAUGAAGAAAUGGAAAACCAGAUCAAGGAGGAGAGAGAGAAACACCUGGCUCAGGACAGUAUUGGAAAGAAGCAGAGAGGGCAAGAACUUAAGGAGGAGCUGAAGAUGCGGGAGCAGGAGUUGGAGAAUACACUGACCAAACAGAAAGAGCUGGAGACCAGAAUCCGGCAGCUGAACUGUGAACAGGUAAACAUCAAGGAGCAGAACCAGCAGCUGCGGAGCCUCAACGUGCAGCUGCAGGAGCAGGUGGAGAGCAGCAAGGAGCAGCUGCAGCUGGCCCUGGGUCAGCUCAACGUGCUGCAGCUCAGCACUGCACAGGAACAAGUGGCCAAACAGAGAAACGUAUUGAAAGUGUCGAGGAACAUGCAGACAGAGAAGGAUAGUCUUUUCAAACAGCUGGAGCUGCUGAGGGACAUGAACAAAAGGCUGCGAGAUGAGAAAGACGCCCAGCAGACUCAGAAGAGGAGUCCAAAUGUCACAAAGCCUUUGCAGAAGCGAGGGUCAGUCAUAGGUAACUACUUACUGCAAGACAAGCCAUUGAAAAGACAGCUGAGCUCAUCCGAUGAGCUGGAGCAGGAAAAAGAGACGGAAGUGACAAAUUCAUCCAAGAGACACCAACCGUCAUGUAGAGUCAGGUGUGAAAAUGUUGAGCAGGUGCAAACUCAGAGCACAAUUGUCAGUCCUCAGCGAGCGUUCAAGGUGGUAUUCCUUGGUAACUCAGGGGUGGGUAAAAGCUCCCUCAUCCAGCACUACUGCACAGGACACUUCUAUAGUCAAAUGAGCGCUACUGUAGGUAUAGAUUUCCAGAUGAAGACUUUGUCUCUGGGCUCCACCACCGUCACCCUGCAGCUGUGGGACACUGCAGGACAGGAGAGGUUUAGCAGCAUCACUGAGCAGUACUACCGUAAAGCUGACGGUAUCCUUGCAAUGUAUGAUGUGUCUCAACCCGCCUCCUUCACCGCUGUGAGAGGGUGGAUGGACUCUGUGAAGGAGAAGAUGUGUGAAGGCGCUGUUCUGAUGCUGCUGGGGAACAAGCUGGACCUGGCGGACAGUCAGAGCAGAAGAGUGACGACAGCCGAGGGGCAGAGACUAGCUGAGCAGCACCAGGCUCUGUUUUACGAGUGCAGUGCUAAAAGUGGAUGUAACAUGGAGGAGCUGAUGACUCAUCUGGCUAGGACGUUGGUCUCCCAGCUUGAUCGAAAAUGUGAAGAUGCGGUUUUACUGACUCAAGAAACGACUACAAAAGGCUGCUGUUCAUAAACGGAUGACAAAAGGUGAUUUAAAAAGAUUCUGUGGUCACUUGAAUCCUUUUAAGACACAAACAGCGACAUUAUCUGUGAACAAGUUUACAUUACAGUAUCCGUAUUUAUAAUCCAUCCAAUAAAACACAUUUUUGAUAA
This is a messenger RNA of Eleginops maclovinus (Patagonian blennie), 3582 nucleotides long. RefSeq names its product calcium release activated channel regulator 2B (gene cracr2b). Bases 1481 to 3442 code for a protein of 653 amino acids. Lineage: Eukaryota; Metazoa; Chordata; Actinopteri; Perciformes; Eleginopidae. Gene Ontology annotation, molecular function: GTP binding; GTPase activity; calcium ion binding. The record is from RefSeq and is a predicted model, not a curated record. Gene Ontology annotation, biological process: vesicle-mediated transport. The transcript has 18 exons.